GCCAGACAAGUUCAGCGCGGAUAUCGAUUCAGUCUCGCGCAAACCACCCCCAUGUGUCGAGCCCGUUGCAGCAGCUCCACCUUUUAGCUUUGUUUUCCGCUCGGUGUCAUGACUGACACAUAAACAGAGAGAGAGAGAGAGAGGCGCAACCGCGGGUAAAUGGUUCAACUGCCGUCGGUUCACAGGGAGCGACGCGACGCGACUUGACUCGACUCGACUUAACUCAACGCGCAGUACAAAACGUUUCACGAUCAGGAGAUACACCGUAAUCCACCAUCGGUCGUGAACGGAUAAAAUUUCCUAUUCGCAGAUUGCUCGUUUAUCGAUUACCGCGCGAACCAUUUCCGAAGAGGCGUUCCAUUGUUCGUACGUUUCGCAGUGAGGUGGUCAAGUUUAUUACAUAAACCUGGGCCGCGAGGGGAGCGUUGACGACAAGCACGCGUAUUCUCAAUAUUUCGCGAACUGUCUCUGUCGGUGGUCCGCGUAAACCGGGCCGGGCCCCUGAUAGUUCCACUCGGACACGCUUCCUCGCAUCUUUCACGACUCCACGAUCUUUCCAGUGAAACUGUUCCAUCAUCGAUUCGCCGACGUAGAGAGCUGCUCUCGAGGGUUGCGUUUCGUUCCCGUCGCCGCAUCUUCGUGCGAUAUGCGCGCGAUAAAUUUAGAAGGUUAGCCGAUACCGUCGAUGAAUUACCGAUUGAACGCCUGCUCGUGGAACAGCUCGAGCCCGGGUCUGAUCAAUCGCGUGCCGACACCGAAGAGGCUGUUGUGAUUUUUGUCGCGGGAUCGGAUCGAUCCCGUAAACACCGGGAGGAAGAGAGACAAAGAACACGAGGGGAAGGGAAAACGAUCGCGUGUAGAACAACCGCGUAUUCGUUCGCCUCAACGUUCGCGGUGCGUUCCUUGCGCUUAAAUAUGUGGCGCUUUAACUACGGCCACGCGGACCUGUGCUCGUCUUGACUACGAAUCCUGGGAGAACGACGGGAGUGCGACUUCACUGCUUGAGAAAUGUCUUCGAUAUCAGCGCAGGGGGUCGUCGAAAGAGCCAGCGCCGAGUUAACAAAGAGAAUCAACGGUCUGGGUCUCAAAACGUCCAAACACCAUGGUGGGGGCAAGGCCAGCGUCAUGGACCGCGUCACGAACGUGUUCUGCGGUAGCGGCGGGGUGGCGUACACGAACCUGCAGAGCGCGAACAACGCGAACGCGACCCCGGAGAAGCCGAGCAGGAGUGUACCUGCUUCGAUGAGCAACAGCACGCCGAUACGGGGCUGGAUCCCAAGGAACCGUUCGAAGAACGUGCCUCUGGCAAGCGGCGGCACUGGCGGCUACGUCAGGCCGGUCACGUGGGAACAGCUGAUGCAGGACGAUCACUUCCUCAGCAAAUUUUUCCUCUACUUCAACGCGAUCGAGAGGAGAACUUUGGCUCAGGUAUGUACAAGAUGGAGGGACAUACUGUACGCGCGACCCCGGCUUUGGACUGGGUUGGUACCCGUCGUGAGGUGCCGCGAGGUACGCGCCAUGAUGCCCAGUUCGCGUACCCGCCUCUACGCUUCCCUGGUCAGAAGAGGGUUUCGUUCGUUGGUCCUUCUGGGCGCCGCGGACGAGGACAUACCAGAACUGAUCCACGGGUUUCCUCUUGCCCAACGGAACGUUCACUCGUUGUCCUUGAGAUGCUGCGCGGUCACCGACAAGGGCCUCGAAGCUCUUUUAGAUCAUUUGCAAGCGUUGUUCGAGCUUGAAUUAGCCGGUUGUAACGAGAUAACGGAAGCUGGCCUGUGGACCUGCUUGACACCUAGAAUAGUGUCGCUCUCCUUGUCGGAUUGUAUUAACGUGGCCGAUGAAGCUGUCAGGGCUGUCGCUCAAUUGCUGCCGAGCCUCUACGAGUUCUCGCUGCAAGCUUACCACGUCACCGACGACGCCCUCGGUUACUUUAACUCGAAACAAAGCAGCGCUCUCAGUAUUCUGAGGCUCCAAUCCUGCUGGGAGCUUACCAAUCAUGGUGUAUAUAAUAUUGUGCAUUUCUUGCCGAAUCUGACAGUGUUGUCGCUGUCAGGGUGCAGCAAAGUGACAGACGACGGUGUUGAGUUGAUCGCAGAGAACUUGCCAAGACUUCGUUCCUUAGAUCUGAGUUGGUGCUCAAGGAUUACUGACGCAGCCUUAGAAUAUAUUGCCUGUGAUUUGAAUCACUUGGAGGAGCUUACGUUGGACAGGUGUGUACACAUCACGGACAUAGGCGUGGGCUACAUCUCCACAAUGGGAUCACUGAGCGCAUUGUUCUUGAGAUGGUGCUCGGAACUUAAAGACUUGAGUCUUAAACACUUGUGCAGCAUGAAAUCCUUACAAGUACUCUCCUUGGCGGGUUGCCCAUUGCUCACGAGCGGCGAACUGUCUAGGUUGAUACAACUCCGACAUUUGCACGAGCUCGAACUAACCAACUGUCCAGGAACGUCUCAGGAAUUAUUCAACUAUUUACGUGAACAUCUGCCGCGCUGCUUAAUCAUCGAAUAAACCGUUCAUGAUCGAUGAGUGCAGGAAAUGCCUCCGAACAGAAAUUUCUUUCGCGUGUCGACAACACGCGACGCCGCGAUCGAGAACACAGAACGGCGGUGUUUGUGUUCCUUAAAAUGAACGAGAAUGAACAGGUGAGAGAGAUAAGAGGGAGAAGAGAAUGUUUCACGUAAAGCAAUACUUAGAAAGACAAUGGUUAACGAUGACUGAAAGGAGCUGCAUCCAUAAAAAAAAUAGAGAAAAGCAAUUGACGUCCAAACGCAAACUAAAUACCGUGUUUUGUUUCUCUUGUAUAACGAUCUAUAAACGAGAAAAAAGAGAAGAAAACGAGAAAGACAAAAAAAAAUUGAGAAACACACUAGCCCUUAAACGUGUAAAGUAACGAUGGCGAUACUAAAUAGCGCAUAUAGGCAUUUUUAAUACACCGAAGCUCCUGUAUGAAUCGCACCCCCUUUUGUUCACGCUAGACUCUUCGAUUGUGGCCGGUACACGGUGGACUGAAACAUGAAGAAACGCGAUAGCGUUGCAAAACCGUUUUCUGGUCCUUUGUUGUGAUACGUUAAAACCCUCAAAAGAAACCGAUAACGUUGUUGUUCUUAGAUGAUUUUUUUAUUUUUCACCGCUCGAAACUACGUAAGAACUUGAAGACAUGUCGUUAGUCUCUUCUGAAAACAAUCUUGCACCUAACUACAAUAACGAAUUUUCAAUCAGAAAUUACGCGAUGAACCCUUUAAAAAAUUUGUCGUACUUUUUCGUGUUUUGACCCGCUAUGUCGUCACGUUUAUAUUUUUUCGAAGGAUCGAAAGAAUACAAAGAAAAUGGGAUAGAAGAGAACGUGUACAAUCGAUAAAAUCGUUCAGAGUUUCACGCGUCGCUUGAUGAUAGAGAAAACAAAAAAGAGACAGUUAACCUCAGUAGGUUCUUGUUAAAGAACAUAGAAAAAAAGUCCGAUGAGACGACACGUCAGACUCAAACAGUUAGAACUUGAAAUUUUUAUUGUACGUGUACUAUUUUACUCCGAAUGUGUUUAGACUGUUGUUCAUCCUGCUUGUAAGGCCAUUCAAAGACAGCAAUUCUAAAGCAUUAGUCGCGGUGCAUGAAGACGAUAUAAAAAAGAAAGAUUAAUCGAGCUACCUAGAAAAUGAGAGUUUCACCAGCGAAAAGAAUAAAAAGCGCAAAAAACAUUCCGAUGAGUCUUAUAACGGAGAUUUUUAUUUAUUUACGAGAUACUAUUCGCGUGAUAUUCGACGACACGUGUUGCUGCAGUAUAAAACAACCGAAUGAUCAUUGCACAUGUAUCUAUCAUCUAGAAAUGUUUUAAGUUGUAUUUUAUCUAUGUAUAUUCCACUGUCAUGUAAUUAAUGUCUCCUAAAUUUAAGGCUUACACCUAGCUAAGUUCUCGAAUGUUUUUCAUUCAAUGUAACGAUAUAUCGCAAUAUAGAAAACAUAUUUUAUGUGUUUAAUACUGUUAAACAAUUUUGACGGUUACUUAAAGACAAAACAAAAAAUAUACGAAUGUGUCAUACUAUGCUCCAUCAAUACGUAAUGAUGUGAAAGAUUUUAUGCCACUGUUGCAGUCGAACGACUACAAACUAUGCAAUGUUCUUUAUGUUGAGACUUAUACUACCGAAUACCUUCUGUGUGAUGUUUAGCAUGACCUCAAAUUUGACCGAACUGAAAUUAUUUUUGCGUGUUACCACAUAUUUAGCACACAACGUCUUUGUAUAUAUUGUACAAAUAAUAAUUAAUAAUUCUGUUACCAAUGAAAACUAAAUAUAAAUAUAUCCGCACAGUCAAAAUUCUAUCUGAAAUCGGGUCGCGCGUGGCGCCAGUCACGAAUAUAACUUUAAAACGUGAUAACAUGAUGGAAUGUGCU
Molecule: messenger RNA, 4384 nt
Organism: Nomia melanderi (Alkali bee)
Lineage: Eukaryota; Metazoa; Arthropoda; Insecta; Hymenoptera; Halictidae
Cellular component (GO): cytoplasm
Molecular function (GO): protein binding
Source: RefSeq, a predicted model, not a curated record